CUUAAGGAUUGAAGUAGUGUAAAAUCAAUAAACGAGCGGUCCGAGGCUUAAUUGUUUUACCGGCAUAACUUUGACAUUUUUACAAAUUUAAAACUAUCAAAAAUACCCAGAGGGUUUUAACUUAACGAAUUCAACUUCCUUUUGCACGUGUAGUGACCAUAAUUCUGUUUGGGAAAAGGAAUACAUUAUAAAAGAGAAAAUAAAAUACAACACCAGUCUGAGUAAUUGAAAUGGAGUAGACAUUGCAUUAUAAGAUUUGAAGAGAUAAAAUGUUACGAAAUCGUAAAAGUCAUCUUUACAAGAGGCUUAUCAGGAAACUGUUUGCAGUAAUUGUCCUACUUAUUGGCUUGAGACUUGUCUGGGUUGCUGCAGUCAACGGUUGGACUUCCGGUGUGUCUGGCGGGGGAGUUGAAUUAGAAACAAAGAAUGCAGUAAAAUUUGUUCACCGUGGAGGAGAUAGCGAAAACAGUCAGCAUUUUAAAUUUUCUAAGUUAAAAAACAAGUAUUCAAAUGAUAAAUCAAAAGCAUUCAAAGUACAAAAUGUAGUCAAUGAUGAGAAUAAAGAUUUGGUAAACAAUAUCGAAGAUGCUAAAUCAAAAGGACAACUAAAAAAUAUUGAUAAAGAAGUUACCAAUAAAGCAUUUAAUCAAAAUCAUAAUAAGCAUUAUGAACACAGUGGGAGCGUUCUGAAUGAAAUGAAAGCGAAGGCUGAGAAAAACAAUGUACGAAUGCAUAAAGUUUUAGAUGUGCAUCAAGAAAAUAACUUUACCAGCCAGAAUACAACGUCUUCUUUUAAGCCUGGGAUACAUUCAGUAAACAAGACGGUCGUCACUAGUUCAUCUUAUGGUAAAAUUAAAAGUAGUAUUUCUAUUUUCAAAGAGGCAAGCAGGAAACCUAAUGAUGAUUUAGGUGUAAAUAAAAAAGAGAAAGCAAUACCAUUAUCUUAUAAUAGAACUAAUGAAGUAGUGGAUAAAUCAAAAAUCGUGAUGAAGAUUGAAGCUCCUGAAAAAACCUUACAACAAGAUAAUCAUAAAGACAAUAGUGCUAAUAUAAACGCCAUAAAGGACGGCAAUGUUCGUAAGGAAGCAGUGGCUAAUGGAAAUUGUAAAAAGGUUGAAAAAUGGGGAGAAAAAUACAACGCAGAUAUUUCAACUUAUGAUUUAUUUCAAAACGUAAGUUACAAAAUGAACAGCGAUGGAAAUUAUCCAAUACCAGUCAAGACGGUUGACGAAGUUAGAAAAACUAAAAAUCUGAAACAUCUGAAUGUCAUUCUUGUACCUUUUUCGCAUGCUGAUCCCGGUUAUGGUUUGACAAUUGAACAGUAUUAUGAGCAGAUGACGCAUGCGACGUUAAACAACAUGCUUGCAAAACUCGUCGAAUAUCCAAACAUGACAUUUCAAUGGGCAGAGACAGUGUUUCUAGCGAGAUGGUUUGAAGACUUGGACAAAAAUGGUAAAGAUACGGUUAAAAAGCUGACCAGCAAAGGUCAACUUGAAAUCGUGCUUGGAGGUUGGGUAAUGCCUGAUGAAGCUAGCACCAAUUAUAUAGCUGUGGUUGAUCAGCUGAUAGAGGGACAUCAAUGGUUAAUAGAAAAUCUAGGCGUCAAACCGAAAUCAGCAUGGGUUAAUGACCCAUUUGGAUAUUCUAGCACUAUGCCUUACUUAUGGAAGUCAACUGGAAUGGAUAAUCUGCUCUUUUUGAGAAUAAACCAGCCCGUGAAAGCCAAGUUAAUGAAAAUGAAAAGUUUAGAGUUCAUGUGGCGGCCAUAUUGGAAGCAUUCGAACGACAGCGAUGUCUUGUCAAGUCUAAUGUCGUACACUAACUAUUGGGUAUCCGAUGUGUGUGGUCCAAAUAAAGUACCUUGUAACGAAUUUAAUUUUCUACAUCUUGGUGAAGGAGAAGCAGUUCAAGUUACAGAGAAAAAUGUCGCAGAACAGGCAAUGAAAUUAUCAGAGCAAUUCCGAAUUACCGGUGAUUUGUAUAAGCACAACACGUUGUAUAUUGGACUAGGGGAAGAUUUUUCAUACCCACAACCUUAUCAUUGGGAUAACAUGUAUACAAACUACGAAAAACUUAUAACAUUUAUUAAUUCUCAGAAAGCUUGGAAUAUGACUGUUAAAUUUGGAACACUGACAGAGUACUUCACUCAAGUACGUAACGAGGAACGAAAAAUGGCGGAAAUUUCCAAAAGCAAAACGAAUAAGCUGUUAACUUUUCCUACAAUAUCCGGCGAUUUCUUUCCAUACACAGAACGUAACCAAGAAUUCUGGACCGGCUAUUUCACUACAAGACCAUUAAACAAACGUUUCUCCAGAGAGAUCGAGACGUUAACGAGAGCAGCCGACAUUUUUAACGUCAUAGCGUUUUCUUUAUUCAAACACUAUGGUGUAAAAUACAGGGCAUAUGACGACAUCUCAAAACAUUUACGGGCAGCCAGACGAGAACUAGGAAUGUUUAUGCACCAUGAUGGAAUAACAGGGACAUCAUUACCUCAUGUUGUAGAAGAUUACGAGCGAAGAUUGUUUACAGCUAACGAAGACGCACACAAUGCCUUCAAAAUGGCCGUCCUUACUCUUCUUAGCAAAGGGAAGCAAUUCAAUCCAAAACUGCUAAUGGAGGAAACAGUGAAACCUGCAAGCAAAAAAAUGGCUGGUAAAAUAAUAUUUGAUACAAAUAAAGAUGCCAAGAUGGUAUUGAUAAAUCCCUUAGCUAGAAGACGAAAAGAAGUUAUAAACAUAUUUGUUCAAACUAAAGAUAUUGUUAUUGCAUCCCCAACAAAGAAGAAUAUUCCAUAUCAAAUCACGAGUUCUUUAAAUAACGCAACCGGAAACGAGCCAUUUCUACUGAGCUUUGAAACAGAGUUACCUGCCCUUGGAAUAGAAGUGUACACUAUAACGACGGAACGUGGUGCUGCGGAAAAGUUUGAAGUUAAUGAAAGAAUUCCGUCGGAGAACGAAGAUGUGAUGGAGAUAGAAAAUACACAUUUGAAAGUUGAAUUUGAUAAGAAAACCGGGAUGAUGAAGAGAAUUCUUCAUAAAAAUAACGGUAAAGUCACAAAUAUAACGGCACAGUUUAUGGUUUAUCAAUCUAAAACAAGUGGUGCGUAUAUUUUUGGACCCUCUGGACCAGCGCAAGCGUUCAUGGUUGGUGAAAAGAAAGUCACAGUUAAAAAAGGUCCGUUAUACUCCGAGGUCAAGGUCACAACUUCGGGAUUUUUACUUAGCUUUAGGCUCUAUAAUACAUCCGGUAUGCAAGGUCUGGGUGUUCAUGUGAAAACGGAAGUUGACAUGGCCGCUGUGAAUAUGAAGGAAAUGGAAGUGAUUUUGAGAUUCAACACUGACAUUAAAAAUGGUGACAACUUCUUCACCGAUCAGAAUGGUUUUCAGCUUAUUGGCCGAAUAAACAGACCAAGCGACAAAAUUGAAUCAAAUUAUUACCCAAUCACAACAAUGGCACUGUUUGAGGACAUUUAUAAACGGGUAACAUUGCAUUCAAAGCAGCCGCAUGGUGGCGCUUGUUUGAAAUCUGGACAAUUUGAGGUUAUGCUCGACCGUCAUACAUUUAGAGACGACAAACGAGGUCUCGGACAAGGCGUUUACGAUAAUGUCCGAGUAAAUAGUGACUUUAUCAUCCAGAUCGAACACAAAACACACCCUUUUAAAGCAGACGAAUUCAGAUAUACUUAUGCUUCAGAAGACAGCAUACUGUUAAACGAUAUGCUCCAAAACAAUGUUAUAGUGUAUAAUAUUCAAGACACUGAAUUAAAACUUAUGACAAAAGUACAUCCUUUAAAAUCAGCGGAACUCCCAUGUGACGUGUCAAUAGUCGGGUUUCGUAAUCUUGUAAAAAAUAAUUUAGAAUACAAUUCAACCAGUCUAGUACUACACCGGAAACCAAUUCAUUGCGGAUAUGCGUCAUUAAAUGACAAUUGUGCCGACAUUGAGAAACAAUUGACUAUCAAAAAAUUAUUUCCAAAAUUAAAAGCAAAGAUCUCAGAGACUUCUUUAUCACAUUUAUAUAUAAAACAGGAAAUGACAUCUACAUCAGAGAUUACACCGGAUGUUCAUGAGUUAAGGUCAUUUAAAAUAGAUAUAUAAUUCUUCUAGAGUGACAAAAUAUGACUGGUGCUAUUCGAUUAAUUUACACAACUUGAGUUCGCAUAAAUUUGACGUUUUCUACCUUGAUUGGCCUUUAUUUUAACUUCUAUGUGAAUUAAGAUAAUGACAUAGUUAAAAUUCUAUGCCAUAGUUAUCGAUUUAUUAGUUUUCCCUGUUUUGUUUACUAACAAUGUUUUUUAUUUAUAGUUCAUUGUUGAUAUGAAUUUAUUUAUUUCUGUCAUCACAGCGAGAGUUCGCCAAAAAUAAAUCUUAAAAAUUUGUUUA
This is a messenger RNA of Ruditapes philippinarum (Manila clam), 4382 nucleotides long. RefSeq names its product alpha-mannosidase 2-like. The transcript is spliced from 3 exons. The record is from RefSeq and is a predicted model, not a curated record. Lineage: Eukaryota; Metazoa; Mollusca; Bivalvia; Venerida; Veneridae. The coding region runs from base 270 to 4097 and encodes 1275 amino acids. Gene Ontology annotation, molecular function: alpha-mannosidase activity; carbohydrate binding. Gene Ontology annotation, biological process: mannose metabolic process; N-glycan processing; protein deglycosylation. Gene Ontology annotation, cellular component: Golgi membrane.